AUGAAUCGCGAGCUAAGACGCUGUUGUAUAGUCGGCGGCAAUGCAGUUUCGGCAUUUCUUUCAUGGCGAUUGCAGGCCACAAAUGCCUGCGACGUGACCUUGGUCUGGAAAGCCAAUUACCAGGCUGUUGCGCAGUAUGGCGUAUCUUUCAAAUCACAGCUCUUUGGCAAUGAGCGGUUCAAGCCACGUUAUGUCGUCCAAAGUCCCGAAGAGGCAGCGAACCAACAAGCCUCUUUCGAUUAUGUCUUGCUGUGUGUGAAAGCGCUUCCCGAUGUCUACAACCUUGCAGACAUAAUCCAGUCCGUUGUGACACCUCAACACACCUGUAUCCUCAUCAACACAACAAAUACACUGGGCGUGGAAAAACAAUUGGAAGAGAGAUUUCCUACCAAUGUGGUGCUCUCACUUGUUUCUGGGGCAGAUUUAACACAGCUCGGUUCCAGCGAGUUCGAGCACACCGGGUCCACUGAAAUCUGGGUUGGGCCUGCUAGCAAGAACUCAGCUAUCCCAGAGUCCAUCCAAAGGGACAUGUCAGAGGCCUUAGCUAUGACAUUGACCACAGCACAAGUUGACUGCAAGGUAUCAAACAACAUCAAGCAACAACAGUACGAAAGAAUGAUUGGUCCCAUUGCCUUUCAUCCCAUCAGCGUCUUGUUUGAAACCCCCAUUCUCUCCGAUCUAAUACGACUACCCGGUGUUCACGAAUUGAUAUCCAGCGUUAUGGACGAACUCUUGGAGUUGGCACGUGCACAGGAGUGCAAAUUUCCCUCUGACUUUAAAGAAAACACAAUCUCAACUAUGAUUACCCCGACCCAAGACCCCAGCACGAUGUAUCAAGAUUUUACAUCCCGACGCCCAAUGGAGGUUGAAACAUACCUUGGAACCCCGGUGCAGUUCGCAAAAGAUCUAAAGGUCAAAGUGCCCCGUAUCGAGACAUUGUACACCAUGUUGCGCCAUGUCAAUAUGGUCAACAAAGAUCGACCGCAAACCUCUCCUCAAUCUGCGAUACCUCCUUCGCCUGCUGUCGUUCAGCCACCCCCUCGAAACAUGUCCUUAUCCAACGGCCCGCCGCCUCGACAGCUCAACGGAUCCAUCAGUGGACCACCACGACCUAUGCGUGGUCCAAACAUGGGUCCCCCGAUGGGCCCUCCAGGAAGACGUGGUCCUCCUCCAGUCAAUGGAUUCCGUGGUCCUCCAAAUAGCUACCCACCCCGGGGCCCCAGUCAAAUGCAGAGACGGCCUUCAUAUGAGGAGAACAAUCUAGAUGAGUUCAGUCAUGUGGUGCUCUAUGACGAGCUAGGAGAUGGUGCCGAUGCUACCAACUUCGGAGAAAAUGGUGGGCCGCAAGGCCCAUCUUUGAGGGAACGCGAAUUGAUGCUGCGGGAGAGAGAACUUCAACUUAAGCAACAAGAAAUGUCCAUGAGAUCUCGAGGCAAUGGCAGAAGACCUACAAAUAAUCGCCACCAAGAUUUUGACGACGAUGACGACGACGACGAUUAUUUCGACCCCAUGGCAGCACGCGGUCCUCCUCCCCCAUCAAUUGAUCCUGAUAAUUUUGACAUGAUGAGUGUGACCUCGCGGCGGACGAAAAGGACAAACAGCCAGAAUCAGUUGCGUAAGGAUGUCUUCACCAAUGGUCCAGCCAUGCGGCAAGGUGGCUAUCCUCGCCCAGGGAUGAACCGACAACGGACCAGUACCCAGAUACUAUCCGACAUGCCCAUUCUUGGAGCCAACAUCUUGGACAAUCCUAUGAUGGGGUUUUCAUCGAAUCGAUACGGCAAUGUGGAUCGAAAAGAAAUGGCAGACGAAUCCCGUGCGAACUCGUUGACAGCAAGUCGAUUACAAGAAAUUGGUAUGAAUGGUGGACCAUAUCCAGGCCCGCCCAGCCGUCGUACUAGUCGGUCACCCGGUAAUCCAUUCGGGCCUUCGGGCAGAAUGCCUGGUCGACCCUCCCCACCAAACGAUCCCUAUGCUCAACAAGGGCCACCGCGCAAUGGCCGACCAUCACCACCCAGCGGCAUGCCAGCUCCAGUUCCACGAUACCCUCCAACCCAAGGCAACAUGAUGCAUCCACAUCAGGUCGAACAGGCAGGGGUGAGCAAACCUCUCCCACCACUCAAAGCCCCCGUGAAAAGUCUGACUGGAAGUGCAAGUGCUAGCGCGGGUAGCGCUGACAGUGGAAGUGCAAAUAUCGAAUCGGAGCCGUCUGCGCAUAGCAGCACGAGCAGCUUCGCGCCACGACACAUGCUUGCGACUCAUUAG
Exophiala aquamarina CBS 119918 is the source of this 2262-nucleotide messenger RNA. RefSeq names its product alcohol dehydrogenase. The record is from RefSeq and is a predicted model, not a curated record. Gene Ontology annotation, cellular component: cytoplasm. The transcript has 4 exons. The coding region runs from base 1 to 2262 and encodes 753 amino acids. Gene Ontology annotation, molecular function: oxidoreductase activity. NCBI's taxonomy places the organism in Eukaryota, Fungi, Ascomycota, Eurotiomycetes, Chaetothyriales, Herpotrichiellaceae.